AUGUUCACGAAUUUUCUUAAAAAAGCUGUAUUUAAAAAUACUGUUGAAUAGCAGAUAAAGGCUAGUUUCGCAAGUUUAAAAAGUGAUUAGAAAGCAAGUUAGAUUUCAUAGCAGAAUUCUAAUAAUUAAAAUGGAGUUUAGUAGACUAAAAAAGGGCAAGAAUUAGUUUAAUAAGCAAAAAUAAUUUAAUCAAGAAAUGACAUUCCUCAUUUUACAAAAUAAGUGAGAGAAAAUUAUGAAAAUGAUACCAUUUCUUACACAGAACCAAUAUAAAUGAAUAUGCUAAGAAGAAUUCAUAUACGUGCUUAAUUUAAAUAAUUAGAUGAAAUUGAACAUAGAGAUAGAUUCAUUAAAAGGAUGGAAUACUUGAGCACAAUGUUUCCAUUUUUCAAAAAAUACUAUUUUGACAAAGAUGAUCUUAAUCUACCAGAUGACAACGAAUAUGUUUAUGAUAUAGAAAAGAUUAAAUUAAAAGAUUACAUAAAAGACCUUUUAUUCAAGCCUGGCAAAGUUGAUGAGAGAGAUUUAUUCCCUUAUUUCAUGAUUUUUGGUUACUUAUUUGUUUUUGGUAGUUGGUUCAUUUGCGAUAUACUUAUCUUUAAGGUCUUCUAUACUACUGAUGAAAUUUUAGGUAUUGAUAAAAACAAAAAAUAUAUGAAAUCUCAAUUAAAAGGUGUAGAAUAUAAUAUGGAAAUCAUAGAAAAUAAUACCAAAAACCUACUUUUAGAAGAAAGACAGUAAUAUAAAUUAGAAAGCAUCUUAAAUGAGGUUAAAAAGCACUCUGAUAUAUCUAAACAAGCUAAUGCAUCAAAUUCAGAUAAUAAAAAUAUAUCUCCUUCUUAAUCUCAAUGA
Tetrahymena thermophila SB210 is the source of this 852-nucleotide messenger RNA. Its product is annotated as transmembrane protein, putative. The transcript has a single exon. Lineage: Eukaryota; Ciliophora; Oligohymenophorea; Hymenostomatida; Tetrahymenidae. The record is from RefSeq and is a predicted model, not a curated record.